AUGCACUUAAAUUUUUGUGUGAAGACAUUAGUACCUUCAACCACACAAAGUAGGCCUGCUUCUUUGGAAAAUGUAGAGAAAAUAGCAAGACAGCUUGGUUUUGAGAAUGAUAAGGCUAGAAGAAAGGCACUUUAG
This is a messenger RNA of Scutellospora calospora, 135 nucleotides long. Lineage: Eukaryota; Fungi; Glomeromycota; Glomeromycetes; Diversisporales; Gigasporaceae. The record is from the annotation of a GenBank genome assembly.